UUUUGUACUUUGUUUUCUUCCUGAUUAAUCACCUCCAAGUUGAAGAGUUCUGAACGAUUCGUACUCAAUAUCAUUCGAAAUUUGCCACAAUUCGCUUCGCUCUACUAAAAAGUUGGUAAACGUUUCCUUAAAUAAACUGAAACCUUCAAAGGAGGCUACAAUUUUCUGCUGAAGACCAAUGCCUUUCACAGUACUGGAUGGAGGGACGGCCACGGAGCUCGUCCGCCUGGGGCAUAGCAGUAUUGAUGGUGACGCCUUAUGGUCUGCUAGACUACUCUAUUCCCACCCAGAUGUCGUAAAGCAGGUCCACAAAAACUUUCUUGAGGCGGGAAGCAACCUUGCUGUGACAACCAGUUAUCAAGCAUCUGUCGGUGGAUUUAUGGAGCACCUUCAUAUUACUAACUCUGAGGCUAUUGAGUUAAUUCAACGCAGUGUUCAUUUGGCAAGAAACGCUUGCGACGAAGUUGCCCAGUCUCAAGGUACAGCUCCAGGGUUGGUAGCUGGAUCGGUAGGUCCGUAUGGCGCCUGUCUUCUUGAUGGGUCUGAAUAUACUGGUGCAUACAUGGACGCGUUGUCAGAUGAGGAAAUAUUGGAAUGGCAUAAACCGCGUCUCCAAGCGCUGGUGUCGGCAGGUGUUGACCUGGUUGCCAUAGAAACCAUCCCAUCCCAACGCGAAGCUGAACUUUUGGUCAGACUGAUAGAGCAAGAGUUCCCUGACAGCAAAGCCUAUGUUACUUUCUCAUGCAAGAAUGAGACUGAAGUUUGCCAUGGUGAACAGUUCCGUGAUGCUGUGGCCUCUGUCUCAUCAUCAACCAAUGUUGAAGCAGUUGGUUUAAACUGUACUGCCCCACAAUAUGUGACUCCACUGCUGAAGAGUAUUCAGGGGCUGAAACUGCAGAAGCCUAUCAUUGUGAAACCAAACAGUGGCGAGAGUUGGACGCAUCAUGCUGGGUGGGCAGGACGGGACUCCGUCCAAGAGUUUUCCAGUCUUGUAUCAGAGUGGGUGGAGCAUGGGGCAACCUGGAUUGGAGGGUGUUGUCGGGUGUAUCCCGAGGACAUAAGAAAAAUAGCAUGCAUCCUGAAAUCACUACAAACUAUUUGAAUGCUAGGGAGGACACAAUCAAUAUGUCAUGUAUACUGAAAUCACGGCAAAUUAUCCGAUUGUUUAAGGUUUUGGUGUUGAAGUUGUAACUGAUGACAGUUUUAUCAUUUUAGCAUGAACUAUUUACUUGUGCGGUCAUUGUCGUGUUAUAUAACUUGGGAGACAUUUGUGAAAUAACAUGCAUAAUGACGUAGCUUUAAAACACUUGAAUGUUAAAGUGCUUUGCCUUUGGUGUUCAAGGAAUGUCGAUGCUGAUGAUAGUUUAGAUUACUAACGAGUUACUUGUCCAAUUUGUGAAUGUAUCAGGAGACAUUUGUGAAAUACGUAAUGCAUUUCCUAGAAAACACUGUAAUGAUGCUAAAGUUAAUUUUUGAAUUACGAGAAAUAAAAAGUACUUAUAGGUAAUACAGUUUAUAUGACAUAAAUGAUAAAUAUGG
Molecule: messenger RNA, 1539 nt
Organism: Mya arenaria
Lineage: Eukaryota; Metazoa; Mollusca; Bivalvia; Myida; Myidae
Product: homocysteine S-methyltransferase YbgG-like
Exons: 8
Coding region: 179-1102 (307 amino acids)
Biological process (GO): S-methylmethionine cycle
Molecular function (GO): zinc ion binding; S-adenosylmethionine-homocysteine S-methyltransferase activity
Source: RefSeq, a predicted model, not a curated record